AGAGGAGACAUGGCAGCGGUGCCGCCCGGGGAUGCACAGCGACACGGCUGCGGAGCGCACAGCGCCGCCGGGCUCGCUGCCGCCUCUCCCCCAGCCAUGAAUCCCGCCGAAGGGGCGGCGGAGGAAGGCGCUGUCCCUGACUCCGAGGUGGAUGCUUUCUUCCGAACAGGUUCUUUUCGAAAUGAUGGUUUAAAAGCUGCUGAUGUCCUUCCUAUACUGAAGGAGAAAGUGGCCUUUGUGUCAGGUGGCCGUGAUAAACGAGGUGGUCCUGUCUUGACCUUCCCAGCCCGCAGCAAUCAUGACAGAAUAAGGCAGGAAGACCUUCGGAAACUUGUGACUUAUUUGGCCAGCGUGCCAAGCGAAGAUGUUUGUAAACGAGGAUUCACUGUUAUUAUCGAUAUGAGGGGAUCCAAAUGGGAUUUGAUCAAGCCUCUCCUAAAAACCCUUCAAGAAGCCUUUCCUGCUGAGAUUCAUGUUGCCCUCAUUAUAAAACCCGAUAAUUUCUGGCAGAAGCAGAAAACAAACUUUGGCAGUUCCAAGUUCAUCUUUGAGACGAGUAUGGUGUCUGUUGAAGGCCUGGCAAAACUUGUGGAUCCUUCUCAACUGACGGAUGAGUUUGAAGGGUCCUUGGAUUACAACCACGAUGAAUGGAUAGAGUUGCGUGUCUCAUUGGAAGAAUUCUUCAACAGUGCUAUCCAUUUAUUAUCAAGGCUGGAGGAUCUCCAGGAAAUGUUGGCUAGGAAGGAGUUCCCAGUUGAUGUUGAGGGCUCGAGAAGGCUGAUUGAUGAGCACACACAGCUGAAGAAAAAAGUGAUUAAAGCUCCCGUGGAAGAACUGGAUCGUGAGGGUCAGAGGUUAUUACAGUGCAUAAGAUCCAGCGAUGGUUUUUCUGGUAGGAACUGCAUUCCUGGAAGUGCGGAUUUUCAAAGUCUUGUGCCAAAGAUCACCAGCCUUUUAGACAAGCUGCAUUCCACCCGGCAACACUUACAUCAGAUGUGGCAUGUCCGCAAGCUGAAACUGGACCAGUGCUUUCAACUCCGGCUUUUUGAGCAAGAUGCUGAGAAGAUGUUCGACUGGAUCAGCCACAACAAAGAGUUGUUCCUGCAGAGUCACACGGAGAUCGGUGUGAGCUACCAACAUGCCCUUGACCUGCAGACCCAACACAACCACUUUGCCAUGAAUUCCAUGAACGCCUAUGUCAACAUCAAUCGAAUCAUGUCUGUUGCGUCAAGGCUCUCCGAGGCAGGCCAUUAUGCUUCCCAGCAAAUUAAACAAAUAUCCAGCCAGCUGGAUCAAGAGUGGAAGAGUUUUGCUGCAGCUCUGGAUGAGCGCAGCACCAUCUUAGCCAUGUCUGCUGUCUUUCACCAGAAAGCUGAACAGUUCCUUUCAGGUGUGGAUGCCUGGUGCAAAAUGUGCAGUGACGGAGGCCUGCCCUCAGAAAUGCAAGACCUGGAACUGGCCAUCCACCACCACCAGACCCUCUAUGAGCAAGUAACACAGGCCUACACAGAGGUGAGCCAGGAUGGAAAAGCCUUGCUGGAUGUUCUACAGCGUCCCCUGAGCCCUGGGAAUUCUGAAUCCCUCACUGCUACUGCAAACUACUCCAAGGCUGUUCACCAGGUGUUGGAUGUGGUACAUGAAGUCCUGCAUCACCAACGGCGCCUAGAAAGCAUCUGGCAACACAGAAAGGUCCGGCUACAUCAGAGGCUGCAGCUCUGUGUGUUCCAGCAGGAUGUUCAACAGGUACUGGACUGGAUUGAAAAUCACGGGGAAGCCUUUCUGAGCAAACACACAGGCGUGGGGAAGUCCCUACACAGAGCACGUGCGCUGCAGAAAAGACAUGAUGAUUUUGAAGAGGUAGCACAGAAUACAUACACCAAUGCAGACAAGCUUUUGGAGGCUGCAGAGCAGUUGGCUCAGACUGGGGAAUGUGACCCUGAAGAGAUCUAUAAAGCAGCCCGGCAUCUGGAAGUACGGAUUCAGGAUUUUGUCCGGAGGGUGGAACAGAGGAAACUUCUCUUGGACAUGUCAGUCUCCUUCCAUACCCACACCAAAGAGCUGUGGACAUGGAUGGAAGAUCUGCAGAAGGAGCUCUUAGAGGAUGUCUGUGCUGACUCUGUGGAUGCGGUUCAGGAGCUUAUCAAGCAGUUUCAGCAGCAACAAACAGCCACCUUGGAUGCUACCCUCAACGUUAUUAAAGAAGGGGAAGAUCUAAUCCAACAGCUCAGGGACUCUGCGGUUUCCAACAAUAAGACCCCACACAAUAGCUCCAUCAGCCACAUCGAAUCUGUCCUUCAGCAGCUCGACGAGGCCCAGGUACAGAUGGAAGAGCUCUUCCAUGAGAGGAAGAUUAAGCUAGACAUUUUCCUUCAGCUCCGGAUUUUUGAACAGUACACCAUUGAGGUUACAGCAGAGUUAGAUGCCUGGAAUGAAGAUCUGCUGAGGCAAAUGAAUGAUUUCAAUACUGAAGACCUCACUCUGGCUGAGCAGCGACUGCAGCGUCACACUGAGCGCAAGUUGGCCAUGAACAACAUGACCUUUGAAGUCAUCCAGCAAGGGCAAGAUUUACACCAGUACAUCAUGGAGGUCCAGGCUUCAGGUAUUGAGCUGAUCUGUGAAAAAGACAUUGAUCUUGCAACACAGGUUCAAGAACUGCUGGAAUUCCUUCAUGAGAAACAGCAUGAGCUGGAGCUUAAUGCUGACCAAACUCACAAGAGGUUAGAGCAGUGCCUACAGCUCCGGCACCUACAGGCUGAAGUCAAGCAGGUGCUUGGCUGGAUCAGGAAUGGGGAAUCAAUGCUGAAUGCAAGCCUUGUCAAUGCGAGCUCCCUCUCUGAAGCUGAGCAGCUCCAGCGAGAGCAUGAGCAGUUUCAGCUGGCCAUAGAGUCCCUCUUUCAUGCCACUUCCUUACAGAAGACACACCAGAGUGCCCUGCAGGUCCAGCAGAAAGCCGAAGUGUUGCUCCAGGCUGGACAUUACGACGCCGAUGCUAUCAGAGAGUGUGCUGAGAAGGUGGCCCUGCACUGGCAGCAGCUGAUGCUGAAGAUGGAGGACAGGCUCAAACUUGUCAAUGCCUCGGUGGCCUUCUAUAAAACCUCUGAGCAGGUCUGCAGUGUAUUAGAGAGUUUGGAGCAAGAAUACAGACGGGAUGAAGACUGGUGUGGAGGUCGAGAUAAACUUGGACCAGCAGCUGAGAUAGACCAUGUCAUCCCUCUGAUCAGCAAACAUCUGGAACAGAAGGAGGCUUUUCUCAAGGCCUGUACACUGGCCCGAAGGAACGCCGAGGUAUUCCUGAAGUACAUCCACAGGAACAAUGUCAGCAUGCCUGGAGUAGCAAGCCAUACCAGAGGGCCUGAGCAGCAAGUGAAAGCCAUUCUGAGCGAGCUGUUGCAGAGGGAGAACCGGGUCCUUCACUUCUGGACCCUGAAGAAGCGGCGAUUAGAUCAGUGCCAACAAUAUGUUGUCUUUGAGCGCAGUGCCAAGCAGGCCUUAGACUGGAUCCAAGAAACAGGCGAAUAUUACCUCUCUACUCACAACUCCACAGGGGAAUCAGCAGAAGAAACUCAGGAACUCCUGAAGGAAUAUGGGGAAUUCAGAGUACCUGCCAAGCAAACAAAGGAGAAAGUGAAGCUCCUCAUCCAGCUGGCCGACAGCUUUGUAGAAAAAGGACAUAUACACGCCACUGAAAUUAGGAAGUGGGUCACCACCGUUGACAAACGCUACCGGGACUUCUCUCUCAGGAUGGGGAAAUACCGCUACUCCCUGGAAAAAGCCCUUGGAAUCAAUACAGAGGAUAACAAAGACCUAGAACUAGAUAUUAUUCCAGCAAGUCUUUCAGACCGGGAGGUAAAGCUGAGAGAUGCAAAUCAUGAAGUCAAUGAAGAAAAAAGGAAGUCGGCCAGAAAGAAAGAAUUCAUUAUGGCUGAGCUGCUUCAGACAGAAAAAGCUUAUGUCAGGGAUUUACAUGAAUGUUUAGAGACUUACCUUUGGGAAAUGACAAGUGGAGUGGAAGAAAUACCAGCUGGGAUCCUCAAUAAAGAACACAUCAUCUUUGGCAAUAUUCAGGAGAUAUAUGACUUUCAUAACAACAUUUUUUUAAAAGAGCUAGAGAAAUAUGAACAACUGCCUGAGGACGUGGGCCACUGCUUCGUCACCUGGGCAGAUAAAUUUCAGAUGUAUGUCACCUACUGCAAAAACAAGCCUGACUCCAACCAGCUCAUCCUGGAACAUGCAGGGACUUUCUUUGAUGAAAUUCAGCAAAGACAUGGUCUGGCCAACUCCAUCUCUUCUUAUUUAAUCAAGCCUGUCCAGAGGAUCACAAAAUACCAACUCCUACUGAAGGAACUGCUGACCUGCUGCGAGGAGGGCAAAGGGGAGCUCAAAGAUGGUCUGGAAGUGAUGCUCAGUGUCCCAAAGAAGGCCAACGAUGCAAUGCACGUCAGCAUGCUGGAAGGGUUUGAUGAGAACCUGGACGUCCAGGGAGAGCUGAUUCUUCAGGAUUCCUUCCAAGUGUGGGAUCCCAAGUCUCUCAUUCGGAAAGGCCGUGAGAGGCAUUUGUUUCUCUUUGAAAUCUCUUUGGUGUUUAGCAAAGAGAUCAAAGAUUCUUCAGGACACACAAAAUAUGUUUACAAGAACAAGUUACUGACCUCAGAACUGGGAGUGACUGAACAUGUUGAAGGAGAUCCCUGCAAAUUUGCUUUGUGGUCUGGACGAACACCAUCCUCAGACAAUAAAACAGUGCUGAAAGCAUCCAGUAUUGAAACAAAACAGGAAUGGAUCAAAAAUAUCCGGGAAGUUAUUCAAGAAAGGAUUAUUCAUCUGAAGGGAGCUCUGAAAGAGCCAAUUCAGCUCCCCAAGACACCAGCAAAGCAGCGAAACAACAGUAGAAGAGAUGGAAUAGAUGAUGCAGACAGCCAAGGGGAUGGCAGCAGUCAACCUGACACCAUUUCCAUUGCAUCCAGGACGUCACAGAACACAGUGGACAGUGAUAAGCAUUUCGUCUACGGCAGAGACACAGGACAGUUGUCUGGAGGGUGUGAACUAACUGUGGUGCUCCAGGACUUCACAGCAGGCCACAGCAGCGAGCUGAGCAUUCAGGUGGGGCAGACAGUGGAGCUGCUGGAGAGGCCGAGUGAAAGGCCAGGCUGGUGUUUGGUCCGGACCACAGAGCGGAGCCCACCUCAGGAGGGUCUGGUCCCCAGCAGCGCUCUCUGCAUUUCCCAUUCCCGCAGCAGUGUGGAGAUGGAUUGUUUCUUCCCUUCAGGAAAAGACGCGUAUUCAGUCUCUGCCAAUGACAACGGGGGCAAGUCGGAUUCAGUGGCCAACUUACAACCUCAGCCAUCCCUCAACUCCAUCCAGAGCUCUCCUGGCCCCAAGCGCUCAACCAACACCCUGAAGAAAUGGCUGACUAGUCCUGUGCGCCGGCUGAACAGCGGGAAGACCGAGAGCAACAUCAAGAAACAAAAGAAGGUGCGAGAUGGCCGGAAGAGCUUUGACCUUGGCUCGCCAAAGACUGGAGAUGAAACCACUCCUCAAGGAGACAGCGCAGAUGAGAAGAGCAAGAAGGGUUGGGGAGAAGAUGAACCAGAUGAAGAGUCUCACACACCUCUUCCUCCUCCUAUGAAGAUUUUUGACAAUGAUCCAACCCAAGAUGAGAUGUCCUCUUCUUUGCUAGCUGCUCGACAGAGCUCCUCCGAUGUCCCAACUGCUGCGGAUCUUGUCAGUGCAAUAGAAAAGUUGGUCAAAACUAAGCUGACCCUUGAAGGAGGAUCUUACCGAGGAAGCUUAAAAGAUGCCACUGGCUGCUUAAGUGAAGGAAUGACACCUUCAACGCCCCCCCGAAACCUUGAAGAGGAACAAAAAGCCAAAGCAAUGAGAGGCAGAAUGUUUGUCUUAAAUGAGCUGGUACAGACUGAAAAAGACUACGUCAAAGACUUGGGAACUGUUGUGGAGGGCUUCAUGAAGAGGAUGGAAGAAAAAGGAGUUUCUGAAGAUAUGAAAGGGAAAGACAAGAUCGUAUUUGGCAAUAUUCACCAGAUCUAUGACUGGCACAAAGACUUUUUCCUGGUUGAACUGGAAAAAUGUCUUCAAGAACCUGACCGUUUAGCACAGCUUUUUAUUAAGCAUGAGCGGCGAUUGCACAUGUAUGUGGUAUAUUGCCAAAACAAGCCACGAUCUGAAUAUAUAGUAGCCGAGUAUGAAACAUACUUUGAGGAGGUUCAACAGGAAAUAAGCCAGCGGCUAACCAUCAGUGACUUUCUGAUCAAACCCAUUCAAAGAAUAACUAAAUAUCAGCUUCUUCUCAAGGACUUCCUGAGGUACAGUGAAAAAGCUGGUCUGGAGUGCUCCGAUAUAGAGAAAGCAGUUGAAUUAAUGUGCCUUGUACCAAAACGUUGCAACGAUAUGAUGAACCUGGGUCGCCUCCAAGGCUUCGAGGGCAAACUGACAGCUCAAGGCAAGCUGCUGCAGCAGGACACCUUCUACGUGACAGAGCAGGAUUCCGGAGUUCAGUCUCGGCCGAAGGAACGCAGGGUGUUUCUCUUUGAGCAAAUAGUUAUCUUCAGUGAACUCCUUAGAAAAGGAUCUCUAACGCCAGGCUACAUGUUCAAGAAAAGCAUAAAGAUGAACUACCUUAUGAUUGAAGAAAAUGUGGACAAUGAUCCCUGCAAGUUUGCUCUAAUGAGCCGGGAAACAUCAGAGAGAGUAAUUUUACAGGCAGCUAAUCCAGAAAUUCAACAAGCUUGGGUACAGGACAUCAACCAGGUCCUGGACACACAAAGAGAUUUCCUAAAUGCGCUGCAGUCGCCCAUAGAGUACCAACGCAAAGAGAUCAGCUCAGCGGUGCUGAGGCCCCAGGCCGGGAGGGCCCCUCAGCCCAACAGCAGACCCCAUUCCUCUAUCCCAGUGGGGUCUGAGAAGCCUUUGAAGGCUACAAGCCGUAACCCAUCUCUCCCACCCCUGAAGAUAUCUACCUCCAACGGCAGCACAGGGUAUGAACACUCACAGCCUGGAGACAAGUAUGAACAAAGCAAGCCUGAUUUGGGAGGGUGCAAUGGGACCUCUUCCAUGGUGGUGAUUAAAGAUUACUAUGCACUGAAGGAGGAUGAGAUCUGUGUGAAUCAGGGACAGGUGGUUCAGAUUCUUGCUAUCAACCAGCAGAACAUGUUCCUGGUGUACCAGCCUGCAAACGACCACUCUCCGGCUGCUGAAGGAUGGAUCCCUGGCAAUAUCUUGGCUCCCCUCACUAAAUCCACCACAGAUAAUAGCGACGGAAGCAUCAAGAAGUCAUGUUCAUGGCAUACCCUGCGCAUGAGAAAGCGGGCGGAAAAGGAGAGCAGUGGCAAAAAUGAAGCCAAUGGGCCACGUAAAUCCAAGGAUAUUCUGGGAAACAAAGUCUCUGUUAAAGAGACAAACAGCUCAGAGGAAUCAGAGUGUGAUGACCUUGACCCCAAUACUAGCAUGGAGAUAAUCAACCCCAAUUUCAUUCAAGAAGUGGCUCCCGAGUUUCUUGUGCCAUUAGUGGACAUCACUUGCCUGCUUGGUGACACGGUGAUGCUGCAAUGCAAAGUCUGUGGACGACCCAAACCAACUAUAACCUGGAAAGGACCAGAUCAAAACAUUCUUGACAAUGACAACAGCACAGCCAGUUACACGGUGUCAUCCUGUGAGUCCGGAGAGCUCACCUUGAAGAUCUGCAACCUGAUGCCUCAGGACAGUGGUAUUUACACCUGUGUGGCAACCAAUGAACACGGAACCGCCUCAACCUCUGCAACCAUCAAAGUCCAAGGUGUCCCAGCUGCCCCAAACCGUCCUAUUGCUCAGGAGAGAAGCUGCACCUCUGUGAUUCUACGCUGGCUCCCACCAUCCAGUACAGGCAAUUGCACCAUUUCAGGCUACACUGUGGAGUACAGAGAAGAAGGCUCACAGGUCUGGCAGCAGUCAGUAGCCUCAACUUUGGACACAUACCUCGUCAUUGAGGACCUGGCCCCAGGCUGCCAGUAUCAGUUUCGAGUGAGUGCCAGCAAUCCCUGGGGGAUCAGCUUGCCCAGCGACCCAUCUGAAUUUGUGAGGCUCCCGGAGUAUGACUCUGCUGCUGAUGGUGCCACUAUUUCAUGGAAGGAAAACUUUGACCUUGCUUAUGCAGAGCUGCAUGAGAUUGGGAGGGGUCGAUUCUCCAUAGUAAAGAAAUGCGUUCACAAAGCCACCCGGAAAGAUGUUGCUGUAAAAUUCAUUAGUAAAAAAAUGAAAAAGAAAGAGCAGGCAGCACACGAAGCAGCUUUGUUACAGCACUUACAGCAUCCUCAGUACAUCACUAUCCACGAUACCUACGAGUCUCCUACUUCUUACAUCUUAGUUUUGGAACUGAUGGAUGACGGUCGUCUCUUAGAUUAUCUGAUGAACCAUGAUGAACUUAUGGAGGAAAAAGUGGCGUUUUACAUAAGAGACACAAUGGAAGCAUUGCAGUACCUUCACAAUUGCAGAGUGGCUCACUUAGACAUAAAGCCAGAAAAUCUGCUCAUUGAUUUAAGAAUCCCAGUACCUCGUGUCAAGAUCAUUGAUUUGGAAGACGCGGUUCAGAUCACAGGUCACUACCAUGUCCACCACCUCCUCGGAAACCCAGAGUUUGCAGCUCCUGAAGUUAUCCAAGGCCUUCCUGUCUCCCUUAGCACAGAUAUCUGGAGCAUUGGUGUCCUCACCUAUGUCAUGUUGAGUGGUGUCUCUCCAUUCCUGGAUGAAAGCAGAGAGGAGACUUGUAUCAAUGUGUGCAGAGUAGAUUUCAGCUUCCCACAUGAGUACUUCUCCGAUGUGAGUCAUGCUGCCAGGGAUUUCAUCAACGUCAUCCUCCAGGAAGACUUCAGGAGAAGGCCAACGGCAGCCACUUGUUUACAGCAUCCAUGGCUGCAGCCACACAAUGGCAGCUAUUCCAAGAUGCCACUGGAUACCUCCCGCUUGGCCUCCUUCAUCGAGCGCCGCAGGCACCAGUACGACGUGCACCCAGUCCCCAGCGUCAAGAGUUUCCUGUUGAGCAGGCUGAACCCAGUUUCAGAAUUGCUCGUCCCAAAGUCCAUCUGAGCCUUUCAGAGUGCAGUAGGAGUGGUGAGUUCAUUCUUGUGCUUACAGCUUGAAAAUCGUUUUCAAUGUUUAAAGUAUGUCAUUUGUUUCAUUUCCAAACUUGUAAAUAUCUCUCAGCCACCAUUAGCACCUCAUCACCAAAGCAUUUGUGAGGAUAUUUUUAUGUCCAAAGCCUACUUUGUAAUAAUAAAAAAAAUAUUCACAAUUAAAACAUUUUUCUCUUGCAAGCCAAGUUGCAACAUCAUCAUAUUGAUGUUACAGUGACGGAGCCAGCCUUAAGUAUAACCAACACAGGGAGUCUGCAGUGACAAAUCAGCAGUUUGUAGGCUGGCCAAAUCCUCCUCUUCAGCAGUGGGACUGGGAGGGGAAACACCUCCCUGGCUGGGGCUUCCCCAUCCUACUGCCAUACCACCAUAGAGAUCUACAGCCUCUUGGUUGACCAUCAAAGAGAUUUAUUUUUUUUCCUCUGGCAUGUGAGGACUUUGUCUCGGUGCUGAGUGCAGUUGCUGUGCCUGUAGUGGGAUGUUACCAAAGGUUUUCCUAAGGAAAAGGGCUUGAUCUGACCAUGUGUGCUCAGUAUAGACUCUCUUGUUAGUGCAAGAGUCAAAUUUGAUUUACUGUCCAAGUAACUGUACUGUGAGCCUGCAUGAGCAAAAGCUAUCUCUGCCAGCAGGUGGUGGAGAUACCCUGUGAGUCCUGUUAAAUUCUGAGGGCUCUGAUAGCCCUUUUUUUGAUCCACCCCUCAACUGAGUUUCAUGGCAGGUAGGAGACCUGGCCCUUAUCUUUGUGCUUGCUCUAUCAGUACGUGGGGGUGGUCACUAUUUUGCUAGUGGAGAAGAAAGGAGGCUCAGCAAAAAAACUCAGUGUUCAUGCAAUACAAGAACAAACCUUGAGAUGGGAGAGUCACAGUAAGAAGGGUGAGCACAGUCAGAAGCGGUAUACGAGGCUUUGUGGCCAAGGGAGAGAAAUCUAAUACAGGGAGGAGUUGUGGAAAGGCUUGAAAGAGACAGUGUUCACAGAAGGUUAAACUUUUUGGGUCAUAUAGAACCUAUCUCAGUUUCCCUCUGUAGUGCAGCAGCUGAUUUUCUAAGCAACUCAGCAGCACUUCUUAAAAAAGACCAGUCUUGUCCUGAGCAACAGUGCAAAGUAUGCAAUUUCUUAGCAACUGAAUGCAGACAGCAGUCAAGGGGUGUCUUUAAUUAGCACCUGCCUCAGGUACCUUCUCCUAAAGGAUUGUCUGUACUUCUUCCUAUCUGUCAAAACUGGCUUUUUGUACUGUGAUUGCACUGCCCUUAAAAAAAUGUUUAUGGAAGUGUGGUCUAUAAAACCCACAGCUUUUAUUAGGCCCAUGGGUACAGUUUAAGCCACAGGCUUUCUGCUUGGCAUUAAUAUGAACAAAUUCUCAUGUAUCACAUGAAACUUGGAGUUAUUUAGCAUUUUAUUUUCCUUCCUCCUGCAUUCGCAUGUCAAACUGCAAUAGCAGACACUUUGGAUGCACAGUGGGAAAAAGCUGGAUUGCUUAAGGGAAUAUUUAGGCCUCUCAUUGCUAUCAAAUAAUAGAAAAGAACACCCAAAAGGCUGAAAGAGGAUACAUUAUUAGGUUCUCAGAUUCAAAAAUGAUUCCUUGUUGAGAGCUGGAAGUGCUAAACUCUGAAGAUUUUGAAUGCUGUGGAGUUGCUUUCCUUUGUGGUUUUGCUUUUUCCAUAUACACAUUAGAGAACUCCUCUUCUUGGGCACCACUCUUCGUACAGCACAUACAGGAGUAUUUAAACCUGUUAGAACUUCUAGAUAACAUUUGUGAUUAUCGACCAUUCUUGUAUUUUGUCUCAAAGAUUUCUUUUGCCUGAAUAACGUCAAGUUGACAUGCAAUGCUGCCAUAUGAUAGAUACAGAGGAAGUAUUCUGAGCUUGCCCUUUUGAGGUCUUUCUCAGCCAAUCUGUGGCCUCUCUACAGAUCCUACAGGUGCUGUAACUCUGUUGUAAACUGUAACUUUGUUGUAAAGAGAUUACAAAGCUCAGUAAAUUGGCCUGGAGUGCACCCUCUGGGUGAGAAGCACCACAGCCAACUCCCUGUGCAGCAUUCUCCGACUAGAGGAUUUUUUGGUGCAUGAAAUACUGCCUGUAGCAAACACAGGAAAACACAGUUUCUCCAUAAAACUCCGUCAGGCCCUUACAAAGCUCCCCAGGCUGAGCUGACUCUGAGGGGAGGAUUUCUGCCUGCAGCUGUACCACUCCAGGUGUUCCCAAGACAGCCGAGUGAAGGUGUGGUGGGAGCUGCACUCUUUAGCUUCUGCAGCAGCUCCAGACCAGCCAGGAUGACCAACAGGAAUACUGGCAAUGGCACACCAUGAGCUCCAUGCGGAGUGGCACUUACUCACACAGCCACCACCUUCAGACAUCUCCACAGCACUCCUACCCUGCUCUGACACCAAAGUGUUGCUCACAGUGUUCCCUGGCGCUGGGUUGGGUGACAGGAAGGCAGCAGGUGCCAGUAAACGGAGCCCAGAGGACAUGAUGACAUGGGGUGCUCUUUAUUUAAGACAGCUGCAUUUAAUGAAUGUGUCUGGCAAUGAGAUUUAAACUAACUGGCCUCUCUCCACUUCACUUGGAGCAGCCUGGCCAGGCCAUUUGACUCUUAGCCAUCAAAGAGGAAUUCUGAUGGCCCAUGUAACACUGUCAGCUUCCAUCAGGUGUCUGAGGACCUUGCUGUCCUGUGGGAGACCACCCCUUCCCACCACACUGCCAGGCCCCCUACACAUGUUACUACAGGGAUGAAACACAGCCAGUCCAGGGUUCUAGACUUUAUUUUAAAGCAAUAUAGACUUCCAAAUUUAAAAAAAUUUUCCCACUUACACCAACAAAUUUUGUUUAUUCUUACUGCCCCUUUAUUUUAAAAGACUAUUUUUUUUUAGUAACAGUAAUCUUUAAAAGCAUUUUACUGGUAAACUGAGUUAAUGCUGAGACAAAGUCUGUGCCCUCAACUGACCCAUACAAGUGCUAUGGCUUCAGUGGACUUCAUUAGCAUUUCUGAUGAUGCUAUUAGGCCUUUGUUACAAAGACUGUGCCUAAAGGCUGAAUGCAGAGCCACACAUCUGACUAUGUAUAACCCUAUUUUAAUACCCUUGCAAUGAGGGGACUGCAUCCAGUAACCUGGGAUAAUAUAAACUUCAGAGACAGAUGUAAAGGCUAUUCUGUAUAUAAAGGUCUUACAGAUAAUUAACAUGUACAGGUGCUAACCACCUGGUUUUGUUUCAGUUCCUUUCACUGCAGAGGUGGAUUCUCCACUAACACAGGGCUUGGAUUAAUUUUCCAGCUCAUUUGUUCAUGUCCCAUCAGAAAAUGGUGCUUUCCCAAGGAAACAAAGUCCCAUUUUACUAGGCUGACUGCACACUGCCAUCAAGUGAUGAACUCUUGUUCUGGGAUCUGUAUAGUGCUGAGUGUUUCCAUAGCGUCAGGAUGCUGAAUGUUUGCUGUAACUGUAGUCUUUAUUAUGGAGCUAGUGAAAAACCAACAUCUUUUCUACUCAAGCCAUAUUUCACCUUCAUGUCCAACUUCUGAUGCUGGUGCUUUUACUUCUCUUUCUACCAAACUGUUCAGCACUGCUCUGCCACUGAGGUCAAUUUGCUGAUUACUUUUGGAAGGCAAAUGCAAUAGGAAGUGCAAAAAAACCAAACAAUAAAAAAAAUAAAUCUAUCUCAGACUUAUUCACCAAGAUCAGAGCAAACAGUUGGAAUGUAUUGAUGCUUUUCAAUCUUUGCAACAAUCCACCGAAGGAGGAAAAAAAGAAACAGUAUUGCUAACAGCUCGGCAUUUUCAAGGUGCAAAGUAAUUCCACAGCCUUAAUUAUUUCAGUGUAUUGCUGGUCUGCCUUAAAUGUACCUUCAGUUUUAUUGCGGAUUUCAUUUUGUAUGCACACAAUGUUGGUUUGUAAAGGCAGGUUUGUAAAUAUUUCCUUUGUAAGUCUAAUCACUCAUGUGUACUGUUGUGAGGUGACUACUUGCUGUCCCAUGUUGUUGUUACUAUACUGCAGUAUAUAUGAUCAUCUACAGAUGUAGCUUCGACUUGUACAUCUCCUGUCCUAUAAAUAGAGUAUACUAAUGACUCCGUUUCUGGGCUUUUUUGAUUAAAUAAAAUUAUUCGGAGAAGACCGAGUCAGUCUUA
This is a messenger RNA of Pipra filicauda (Wire-tailed manakin), 13232 nucleotides long. RefSeq names its product kalirin RhoGEF kinase (gene KALRN). The record is from RefSeq and is a predicted model, not a curated record. Lineage: Eukaryota; Metazoa; Chordata; Aves; Passeriformes; Pipridae. The transcript has 63 exons. Bases 10 to 9072 code for a protein of 3020 amino acids. Gene Ontology annotation, molecular function: protein kinase activity; protein binding; ATP binding. Gene Ontology annotation, biological process: intracellular signal transduction; protein phosphorylation; axon guidance. Gene Ontology annotation, cellular component: cytoplasm; postsynaptic density.